AUGAGCGUGAAGUCCUCCAUUGCAGCUUCCCAUACUUACUCUACCGACAUGGAGGAAUCCAAGUUCCUAGUUCGCAAUCGAUCGCUUCAUGUUGCUCGAAUUGCCCUAUCGUCUCUGUUAUUUAUCUUUGCCCUCGCAGUCCUUGUUUGCGAGGCCGUGCCAUACCGACAUUAUAAGGAUACAGUUGAUGCUGAGAGUUCUGGCCUUGCUCUUUGGCCGAAUAAUUUCGAUACCCGACCCACAAUUGCUGCGCUAUCUUGUGGGUGCGUGAUUGCAGCUUUGAACUUGGUAUAUGUUGUGAUUGCGGUGAUUCCCUCACCCCACCCUCGUAUCAGACUGCUUAACUCCUGUGCAUUGGCAUCUGCAUUCUCUGGCUUCCUGACGGCGCUAGUCGGCAUUGUUUUUAUGAUCUACCGUCCCUCCGCCACCUACCCAAGUGGCUACAGCCAGAAUGAAACCUUGCAUAGCUGGACGUGCAAAUGGAGUCGAGCGGGGGACAAAGCCCCAACCCAUUUCAAUCGAGACUGUCAUGAUACUCGUGCUGGAUUUUCUCUUUUAUGUGUACUGCUGGGUCUAGAGAUCUUCAUGGGUGUGGCUGCUAUUGCCAGUACCUGGUUCCAACGAGGUGUAUCUCGUCGACGGGAGGAGCAGUAUGCACUGGACAAGUUGGAAAUCAUGACAAAGGAAUCAUACCGGGAGCAGUGA
Penicillium macrosclerotiorum is the source of this 705-nucleotide messenger RNA. RefSeq lists its product as uncharacterized. NCBI's taxonomy places the organism in Eukaryota, Fungi, Ascomycota, Eurotiomycetes, Eurotiales, Aspergillaceae. The coding region runs from base 1 to 705 and encodes 234 amino acids. The record is from RefSeq and is a predicted model, not a curated record. The transcript is spliced from 2 exons.